ACUGCGAAACACUCAGUAUAAAGAGAAGAAUAUUCAUCUCUUUUUUCAAGUACAAUCAUACAAUUGAUCUUUGAGUACUAUCGUGUCUUGGAAACUUCCAAUCGCGACUACUGUCAAAAUGCACCUCAGCUUCAAUCUUAUUCCUUUGGUGUUACUUGUAGCAAACGAAGCAGCAGCCACCAAGAUACUGUUUCAGCAGACCGUCACCGUUUUCUUGCCGGUUCGAACUGGAGUCCUCAUAACCGACGAUAAUCAUUACCAUAACAUUGGAUUCAGAGAUAGUGGCUGUACAAACGCAGGCCUUUCGUUUGUCAAGGAGAUGUGCAUAGAUGGAAGUAAGCAAAGGGCACAUAUUUACUGGACGAACCAACCAAACAAGAAGUACUGUUUCGCGCAACAGCCGUCCGAACAUACCAAUUGUGGCCAGUGGCAAACGUGCUCUAGAUGGGAGUUUACAGAAACACCAUGCACGUGGUAGUGCGCCUAAAUGUCAGAAGCCGUCGCAAGGGGCUCGGGUUUGACGGCUUUCCUGAGCGAGCCAGACUGUGUAGAGCCCUUCGAGAG
Molecule: messenger RNA, 564 nt
Organism: Boeremia exigua
Lineage: Eukaryota; Fungi; Ascomycota; Dothideomycetes; Pleosporales; Didymellaceae
Exons: 2
Coding region: 119-478 (119 amino acids)
Source: RefSeq, a predicted model, not a curated record